AUGAGCCUCAAGUUAUUUACAGAGAAGGCCAACUACCAGGCGUUAAAGGCGCUGCUUUGUUGCUAUCACAUGAAGAGACCAGUGGAGGUCACUCUCUCCGGUACAUACACAACACCUGUACUUCAUCACCCAUCGUUCAAAAAACCCCUCUUCUCUGCAAAUGAGAUGGCACGGGUAAUAUUACAUUAUUCCCCAAAGGAAACCACUAACAACAACAAUAAUAAUAAUGAGAGUAAGGCAGCUGAUGCUUUGGGUAGUAUGAAAAGCCUAUCGUUAGAGGAGGAGGCUUGGAUGGAGUGGGAGGCAACCACCUUUACUAUGGCAGUACAGGCACUCUAUACACAGAGACGCAUUACACCUGAUGCCAUGUCCGCCUUUGAGUAUUUGGAUAGCAAAGUUGCUGAGAAUAAUGGUAAGAGUCUCUGUGUUGAGAUUGCAGAGAGUAACGAGAAGGGAGAGAAUGAAAAGAGUUCUGCUACCCCUACACCAUCCUUUCUUGUGGAUUGUAUUAUGUGGUGUGCCGUAUUACCAGCACUUUGUGAAGGUGGAUUAUUGGGAGAACAAGAAUCUGCAAAGAUACCACACCUUGUAAAAUGGUUUAACGCAUUUUAUAAAACAAGAGAAGAACUCAUUUCUGCUGCAUUUGAAACACUUUCAGUUCAAGAAAUGGCUGACUUUUUACGAGCACCUCGGACAUAUACAGUUUCACCUUUAGUGAAUAAAGUAUUCUAUGUUACUACCCCUAUUUAUUAUGUGAAUGCAUCUCCUCAUAUUGGGCAUGUAUACAGUACUUUAAUUGCUGAUGUUAUUGCCCGUUACCAUAAAGUAAAAGGUGAACGUGUGUUUGCUGUAACUGGAACGGAUGAACAUGGACAAAAAAUUGCAGAAGCUGCCCGACUGAAACAAGUAACACCUUAUGAAUUUACUACACUUGUUUCCAAAGAAUUUCAAGAUUGUUUUAAACAAAUGGGAUAUGAUAUGGAUUAUUUUAUUCGUACGACUAAUAAGAGUCAUAUGAAAGUUGUACAGGAGUUAUGGACAAAAUUGGAGUCAAAGGGUGAUAUUUACCUUGGACGCUAUGAAGGAUGGUACUCUGUAAGUGAUGAAUCUUUCCUUACCGCCCAAAACGUAACAGAUGGGGUUGAUAAGGAUGGAAAUCCAUGCAAGGUAAGUCUUGAGAGUGGUCAUGUUGUUACUUGGGUAUCGGAAGAAAAUUAUAUGUUUCGUUUAAGCGCUUUUCGUGAACGGCUUCUGGAGUGGUAUAAUAAUAAUCCUAAUUGUAUUGUGCCGGAAUUUCGUCGACGUGAAGUUAUUCGUACAGUAGAGAAUGGUUUACAUGAUUUGAGUGUCUCUCGUACAAAAGAAACCGUACAGAAUUGGGCCAUUCCUGUUCCUGGAAAUCCAGAUCACUGUAUUUAUGUUUGGUUGGAUGCCCUUUCGAACUAUUACACCGCUUCACGAGUUCGUCUUAAUGAAUCUGGAGAGGAAAUUGAUUUGGUAGAUGAUUAUACUACAUUAAAUCGAUUCCCUGCUAAUGUUCAUGUGAUUGGAAAAGAUAUUUUGAAGUUCCAUGCUAUUUACUGGCCAGCCUUUUUAAUGUCAGCAGGUCUUCCAUUACCAGAAAAAAUUGUUGCCCACGGAUGGUGGACAAAGGAUCGCCGAAAGAUCAGUAAAUCUCUUGGAAACGUUUUUGAUCCAGUGGAAAAGGCACGUGAAUUCGGAUUUGAUGCUCUUAAAUAUUUCCUUAUGCGGGAAUCUGGCUUCUCUGAUGAUGGUGAUUACAGCGAUAAGAAUAUGAUUGCGCGUCUUAAUGGAGAGUUGGCAGAUACACUUGGAAAUCUGGUGAUGCGAUGCACUUCUGCUAAGAUUAACAUUAAUCGUGAGUGGCCAACACCGGGUACAUACAAUGAGAUAGAUGAGACUAUUGUACAACUUAUUAAGAAUAUGCCUGGAACAGUGGAUCACUACUUCCUUAUUCCAGACGUACAAAAAGCAUUAUCCGCUGUUUUUGAUGUCCUCCGUGCGAUCAAUGGCUACGUUACAGAAAAUGCACCUUGGAAGCUUGUGAAGACAGAUCCUGAGAGAUUACGUACGGUUUUAUAUAUCACCAUGGAAGGUUUACGGCUGGCUACACUUAUGUUAAGCCCUGUUCUCUCACAGAAGGCACCAGUUAUAUUUGAUAUGCUUGGUGUGCCAGAGGCGAAUCGUUCAGGUUUAGCUAACUUUGAGUUUGGUGUUAUUCCGCCAGGAACACCAAUUGGAAAUGGGACUGAAGGUGAUGUGCUCUUCACAAAGCGUUCACUGGAAGAUGCAAAGACGUCAUAA
This is a messenger RNA of Trypanosoma theileri, 2325 nucleotides long. RefSeq names its product leucyl-tRNA synthetase. NCBI's taxonomy places the organism in Eukaryota, Euglenozoa, Kinetoplastea, Trypanosomatida, Trypanosomatidae. The record is from RefSeq and is a predicted model, not a curated record. The transcript has a single exon. Bases 1 to 2325 code for a protein of 774 amino acids. Gene Ontology annotation, molecular function: ATP binding; methionine-tRNA ligase activity. Gene Ontology annotation, biological process: methionyl-tRNA aminoacylation.